Messenger RNA from Triplophysa rosa, 455 nucleotides. RefSeq names its product bouncer (gene bncr). Lineage: Eukaryota; Metazoa; Chordata; Actinopteri; Cypriniformes; Nemacheilidae. The record is from RefSeq and is a predicted model, not a curated record. Bases 6 to 416 code for a protein of 136 amino acids. The transcript has 2 exons.
ACAUAAUGUCACUAGAUUGUGCAGUGAUUAGCAGUGUGCUCCUGCUGCUUGCUGCUCUUUUAUCCAGUGAUGGGCUGUUAUGUAACUACUGCCCUCUGCAGGUCAGACACAAGAACUGCUCCAACAUCACAACCACAUGCAGGCCUCAUGAGCGUUGUUUCUCCAGCAGAGGGCGAUACGGAAGGGUCCACAUGCUUUCUGGCCAGGGCUGUGUGGCACAGGAGCUCUGUGGCUUGCAUCAAACACUUAUGUACAUGGGUGUGGGCUACAAUGUGACUUACGCAUGUUGCUGUCAUAACCUCUGCAAUAGUUCCCCUGCAGUGGAUAACUCCCUUAAACUGCUGCUUGGGGUUACUGUUGGUCCUGCUAACAAUAUCACUGACAUUGAUCUUUUAAAUAACUGUCUAGAAAAUUAAUACAUUGUGUGUGUGUGUAUUUUGACAGGAUAGAAGAGU